AUGUCAUUUCCAUUCAAAGAAGUUUGCCAAUUGCUGGAUCGCCUGGAAACUGUCGAGCUACACGAGAACCUCCUCCCAUCCGCCAAGCCUGACCGCUACAAAGAGCUGGUGAACAGCUGGUUCAGCUCGCACCGAAGACAGAUCAACGAACUCGACGUCCUCGGCUCAUGUGCCCUGCUCUCCACUCUGGUGCCACAUUGGAGAACCGAUCGUGUAUACAGCCUCCAAGCAGCAGGCCUAUGCAGGAUCCUCGGUCGAGCUCUGGGUCUGUCGACAGCACGGAGGACUUCUCUUGCAGCCUACACUCAGCCAGGGGCUGGUGAUUUGGCGACGUGCUUCGAGAGGGUGCACGCAGCGGGAGGGCCGCCUGCGACUCCGGCAGUGACAGUGGAGCAUGUCGACCAUAUGCUUCACUCCCUGGCGGGCCGCUCCAGUUUUUCCGAUCCCUCCAUUGCUAGGCUACCUCCCAGUUCGUCAGAGACUCGUGAUCGUCUACUCAGCAACGUCUUCUGUCGUACCAGUCCUCAAGAAGGCAAAUGGCUCGUCCGUCUGAUCCUCAAGGACUUCCGGCCUGUGCAGUGUGAUGAGACCAUUAUCCUGAAGAGCUUUCAUUUCUUGCUGCCGGAUCUGCUUCGCUUUCAACGAGAUUUCACAGCUGCUGUGACGUUGUUGAAGAAUGAACUGAAGCAGUAUCCCGAGAAGCCUGACCCGCGGUCUGAAGCUUUACAUCGGAAGACCAUUGCAGAUGCCCGGACCAUCCGUCCUGUCGUAGGAACCAAAGUUAGUAGACCGCACUUCCACAAAGGGCGCGGCAUAGACUCAUGCAUGAAGAUGAUGGGCUCGAAAGUGUGGGUGUUGGAGAGGAAAUAUGAUGGCGAAUACUGCGAAAUCCAUGUCGACCUGACCAAGUCUACCAAUCCCAUAGACUGCAUCACAAUCUUUUCCAAGAGUGGCAAGAACUCCACCCGGGAUCGAAAGGCGAUCCUCAAGACUCUAGUCGAAACGCUUCGGCUCGGCACUCCAGACUGCCAUUUCAAGAAGCAAGCUAUUCUACUCGGCGAACUUGUAGUCUUCUCCGACCAGGAUGACUGUAUCAUGCCGUUUGAGGAGAUCAGAAAGCAUGUCUCAAGGUCUGGCGUAUUCAUUGGUACAGAACAGGAUUCGAUGCCGAAAGCUCAUGAGCACCUCGCUAUCGUGUUCUUUGAUUUACUGCUUCUCGAUGAUGAGGUCGUCAUGAAUAAGCCCAUCAAUGAGCGCCGCGACUGGCUGCGAGUGGCUUAUAAGAAAAUCCAUGGCCGAGCUAUGGGUGCUGAGUGGACAAAAGUGGACUUUGCUCAACCAGAGAGAGCCAAGCGUUUGUUCUUGCAGCACUUUGCCAUGUCGAAUGCGAAGCGCUGCGAGGGUCUUGUUUUGAAGCCGUGUGAUGUGCCAUACUUUUCCAUUGAAGCUCACCCCGCUGACUACAGGCACAGCUACAUCAAGCUGAAGAAGGACUACAUCUCUGACAUGGGUGACGAGGAGGAUUUUGCUGUGGUGGGCGCAAGUUAUAAUGCGCAGCAAGCGGCAACAGCUGGUGGCAAAGCUUUCAUCAAGUGGACCACGUUCCACCUGGGCUGUCUGACAAACAAGGAGGACGUUCGCAAGUAUGAUGCCAGACCGAUCUUCAAACAUGUCGGGACGAUCGAUCAGCAGCACUGCAUUCCACAGGCAAUUCUUGAGACUGCCAACAUUCUAGGCAAUUUGCGCGCCUCGCCAUGGACGGAGUCUGAGCCUCCUCAAAACUUUGACUUGGAAGCAACCCGCUCGUCCAAGAUAUCAGUGGUCUUCGACAAGCCACUGGUCUUCGAGGUACUCGGCGCAGGGUAUGAGAGGCCCUCGAGCUGUGACUAUCUAAUGCUACGCCAUCCGAGAGUGAAGAAAUUGCACGAGGAUCGUGAUUGGACCGACUGUGUGACAUUUCAAGAGCUGCAGAAGAAGGGUAGAGCGUCGCGUGCGGCGGCAGUAGACUCGGAAUCGCAAGAAAUGCAAAGAUGGAUCGACAAACUGGAA
This is a messenger RNA of Sphaerulina musiva SO2202, 2049 nucleotides long. Its product is annotated as DNA ligase/mRNA capping enzyme. The record is from RefSeq and is a predicted model, not a curated record. Gene Ontology annotation, cellular component: DNA ligase IV complex. Gene Ontology annotation, biological process: double-strand break repair via nonhomologous end joining; DNA recombination; nucleotide-excision repair, DNA gap filling. Gene Ontology annotation, molecular function: ATP binding; DNA ligase (ATP) activity; DNA binding. The transcript has a single exon. The annotation marks the transcript as partial. Lineage: Eukaryota; Fungi; Ascomycota; Dothideomycetes; Mycosphaerellales; Mycosphaerellaceae.